UUCACAGCGUUCACAACGGUUCACAAUAAUUCACAUCAAUAAUCUUUCAAGUUUCAAUUAAUUCUAAACAUUAACAGCAUCCUUUUCGCAAAUUGUUGAAGAGAAUUACAUAUGCUGUGUGUCGUACAUUUCGCGUUAUCUGAUAUUACAGGUUUAAUUUUUUAACAAAAGUUUAUUUCUCAACCAAAAAAUUAAUUCCAUAAUAAUAAUCGAUCUACAACUAUGUGAAUAGUGUUUGAUUAAAACAGAAAAUUUUAAGUACAUUGCUCCAACCAUGGAGGUGUCACAUUCCUUGACGCUGAAUGAAACUGCAUUGCAGCAGUUACCAGAUGAUAAGAAGCCGCAUUUCAUAUUUGAAUGGCUGCGGUUUCUGGACAAGGUUCUGGUUGCUGCACAUAAGUCGGAUAUAAAGAACUGUCAGCAGAAACUAGUGGCACAGCUAGUUAAUCUUUUCCGAGAGAAUCUCGGUGCGCCAGCCCGUCGAGUACUGGCUAGAUGCCUCGCUACACUAUUCUCAGUUGGAGAUACAUUUCUACUGUUUGACACUGUCAAUAAGUGUAAUGAUAUCAUUAAAGUAAAGGAUGAUUCUCCAUCGUACUUGCCUACAAGACUUGCUGCUAUCUGUUGUUUGGGGAGUAUGUAUGAAAAGCUGGGUAGGAUGAUGGGACGGUCGUAUGAAGAGACAGUGUCGACCCUUGUACGAUCCCUGAAGAGUGCAGAAUCUCAAACGAGACUGGAGAUUAUGAUUACAUUAGAAAAGAUAUGUGUAGGCAUGGGUACAGCGGCUGGUAACGUAUUGCGGGAAGUGUCCCGCGCGGCUAGAGCGUCGCUUCUCAAUGAAAGGUCAUCCCCUGUACGUGCGGCGGCUGCUAACGCACUGCGUAGUAUGUUGCCAUUGCAAAAGUUGACGCCAGCUGAUGUGGAUGCUAUUGCUGCUGCGUGCUUAAGGGCGGCUCAUCCUAGUGAUUAUCAGCUGAGAUGUGCUGUAGCAGAACUGCUUGGUGCUCUUAUAGCCAUGACUCAAGCUGGUGAAGCGACAAAUCUGAACAAUAAGAAUAAAUUGGGAAUGCAAUCAGUACAACAAAACAAAAAAGAUCCACCCAAAAAUGUAGUAUCUUUGGAUGAAGCAUUGAAUUUGUUGAUGGGUGCAUUUUUGCGUGGCGGUACAUCCUUCUUAAAAGGAGAAAUAAUCAAGUCUGGUUCUGGAGUUAACAGAGAAGUGAGAGUUUGCGUGACUCAUGCCUAUGUGAUAUUUGUACAAAAUAUGGGUGGAGUGUGGUUGGAACGUAACAUGACUACGUUUUUAACUCAUGUGUUGGAUUUAGUGGCUAAUCCAAAAGCUGCGAGUUCUCAUGUAGAUGCGGUUUAUUCUAGGAAAUGCAUAAAUUACAUAUUACGGAAUACACUUGGUAAAAUGCUCGGAGAGAAAGCGCAGGCGUCCGCUUGCCGCGAAAUUAUACAAAUUGUCGCUAAACAAAUGAACAGCAUUGAUUUUAACCCAGAGAAUGCUAAGGAUUGUAAUCAGGAGACAUUAUUUAGUCAGCAUUUGUUGGUGUGUGCGUUGACGGAGGCAGGCGAGCUAUCGCUGCAACUGGGUACAUCGGUACACAAUCUUGUAUCUGAUUCAUCUUUGAAAAUGAUCGACACUAUAUUUACGGUACUAGAGCACCCGUGCGUCGCCGCACGACUAGCCGCAGCGGCUGCGGUGCGGUGCGUUUGCGAAGCGUUACCCGCACUCAUAACGCCGCUGUUGGACCGCGCAUGUGACGCACUAGAUGUGGCUAGACCCACGCCGCAUCACAUAUCGGGUUAUUCUGCAGCCCUAGCAGCAAUUUUAGGUGCUGUUCGAUCCUCCCCUCUCGGGGUACCACACGGGAGGGGUAAAAUCGCAUUCAACGCGGCAGAACAAUUGUUACGGUCGGCGGGACAGAGCAGUCGCCUUACAGCCGCAAGGACUAACGCUGGCUGGCUUAUUGUGGGCGCUAUUUGUACGCUCGGUGUGCCUGUUGUGCGUGGUUUGUUGCCGCGUAUGUUGUUGUUAUGGAGAAAUAGUUUCCCGAGAUCUGCCAAAGAAUUGGAAUCCGAAAAGGCGAGAGGGGAUGCCUUUACUUGGCAGGUGACGCUUGAAGGUCGUGCAGGUGCAUUAUCAGCGUUGCACAGUUUGCUGAUACAUUGUCCUUCGCUAGUGCACAAUGAUGAUACGGCCAAGCGAUUGUCUCAGCCUAUAGAUGGAGCGGUUGCUGUUCUUACUAAUGUCGGUGGCGUAGUCCGCAACUACGGCGGAGCACUAAAAGCCCCAGCAGCAUUACUUCGCCUGCGUUUAUAUCAAGCAUGCGGUGCGUUAGCAGCUGGUGCGCCUGCGCCGCCAUUACUGAGACUACUGGCUGCUGAGUUAGCGGGGUCUGCUGAUGCGAGUGGCGCCACUGUCGCUACUGGAAUGCUGAGGCACGCCAUGCAUCCACGCGAUACAAUACUGCUGGGUGAAGAGAGUUGGAUUUAUGAUACCGACCACGCGGAUAUUGAAGAACAGCUAAUAUCGCCGCUAAGUGCGAGCGGUUCGUGCGCACUGGAACACGACCCGUGCUGCCUGUACCGCUCGCUGCGAGGCGCGCAGCCGCUGGGCGUGGCGGUUAUAGAUGCGUCCGUUACGCUCUUCCCGCAGAUAUUCUCGAAAGCCGCUAAUAAACAUAGACAACAAAUGCUAGAACACUUUGCAGAAUGCAUCAAAAUGUCGAAGGGCACUCGUCAAGAGGCAAUACAAAUAAACGUUUACACUGCCUUGUUGCUGGCCUUGCGUACUCUCGCAGAAAUGAAAACUUCUCUGGGGCAAGAUGCUGUUAAGACCACGUGUACUGAGCUUAUUAUUUCUGGUCUAUCAGCGAACAGCGCUACAGUCCGCGCCGCAGCCGCUUCGUGCGUAGGCCGGCUGUGCGGCUGCGUGUCCGAAGCGGAGAGCCAAGCGCUCAGCGAGCGGGUGAUAGCGCUGGCGCGGAGCAGCGCUAACCGUCCAGCGCGCGCAGCCGCUGCAGCCGCUGUGGGCGCCGUGCACAGGGCGAGGGGCGCCACGACCAGCGCUGCAGCGCUGCCGGUGCUGCGGGCGCUCGCGCAGGACACGAGCGCGGUGGAUGUACAAGUGUGGGCGAUCCACGGGCUGUCCGUGGUGGUGGACGCGUCGGGGCCGAUGUUCCGCGGGCACGCGGAGUGGGCGGUGGGCGCGGCGCUGCGGCUGGCGCUGAGCGCGGCGGCCGCGCCCGCGCCGCUGCACCGCGCGCUCGCCCGGCUGCUCGCCGCGCUCAUCACCGCGCUGGGGCCCGAGCUGCAAGCGUGCAGCGGCGCGGUGGGCCGGUUCGUGUGCGCGUGCGCGGCGCUGCAGGAGAGCGGCGCGGGGGCGGGCGGCGCGCGGGCCGAGGCGGCCGGCUGCAUGCAGCAGCUGCAGAUGUUCGCGCCGCAGCACAUCACCGCGCACGCGCUCGUGCCCGCGCUCUGUCGUGACUUAUCCUCCCCGGAGCUAUCUGUUCGUCGCGCGGCGUUGUGUUGCCUCAGACAGCUGUCUCAGCGGGAAGCGGCUGAAGUGUGCAAAUACGCUAUGUUGGCUAAAGACCACGUGCCUGUUAAGCCGUAUUGUGGUGUAGUAAUAACAGAGACAGGAUUACCCGGGGCACUUUUCGCAUAUCUAGACACGGAAAGAGAUGAAAGUGCGAUAUCAUAUGCCCGGGAUACACUAACUUGCUGUUUGUUGGCCGCUGCCGCCAACGGCUCUGUGAAGGAGUGGCUCGCGUUGGCCAAACGAGUGCUCACUGUUAAACUUGAGGAUAGCCACAACCCAGACACCGACGAUCUUGAAGGCGAUGAUGAUCAAGCAGAAUUCCACGCGGAGUCAGAACAGUCGACUCAUCCGGCUGUUCAGCCAAGAUGGCCGACACGGGUAUUCGCAAUGGAGUGUAUUCAGAAAAUAAUGUCAGCUUGCGAGGCGACUGGUGAAGCGGCGCACUUCGAUCUUGUUAAAGCGAAAGAGAAGUUACAGAAAGAUCCUACAGGCGAUUAUCUCUCCCUACACCUAUCAGACUUGGUUCGUAUGGCAUUCGUCGGUGCGACAGGAGAGUCAGAUGCACUAAGACUAUGCGGGCUAAAAACACUGCAAAUGAUAAUACAGCAAUACGCGAGGGCCCCUGAACCAGACUUCCCGGGACAUUUGCUUAUGGAACAGUAUCAGGCUCAGGUGGGUGCAGCAGUACGUCCAGCAUUUGCAGGUGACACGGCCUCGCACGUGACAGCGGCCGCUUGUGACGUGUGCUCUGCGUGGAUUGGCUGCGGGGUUGCUAGGGAUAUUAAUGAUUUGCGCAGAGUCCAUCAACUACUAGUUUCCAGUUUGGAUAAAUUGAACAAGAAAGGAAACACGACACUGAUAUACAAUGAAAGUAUGGCGACAUUGGAAAAGUUAUCUAUUCUGAAGGCAUGGGCUGAAGUAUAUAUAGUAGCAAUGGUGAGCAACGACAGCGCUCCAGGCAGCUACGUGAAACAACUCGACACUAAACUGAUCAACAACAAGGUCGAAAUCGCAAAAUGGCGGAACCAAGUGAUGCAAAACAAUAACGAGAUAGAUAACGCUAUUAUUGACCAAGAAGAAGAUGACUAUGGUGAAUUUGAGUCGAAAGGAGAGAGUCUGUUGAAGUUGGUCGAACCAGAGUUGGAAAGUUUGAGCGAGAAUUGGCUGGCUGCGUUGAGGGAUCAUGCGUUGUUGAGUUUGCCGCCUGAGUUCGCGUCGCAGCUGCCGCACGGUGGCGGCGCGUUCUACGCAGCGGAGACGGCGGAGGCGUCCCGCGCGCACUACGCCACCGCCUGGCCCUCGCUGCUGUACGCCGCUGCGCUGCGGUACAACGCGCACUGUGCGGACACGCAUACACAUACUGAAAAUUCCGAUAACAAUGUUGACAACAAAACAAAUAAGACAGAAAAUGGAAACUUUGAAUUCUACGAACCAGUUGAUGAAAGAUUCCACCUUCUUUUUGGUAUAUGCAUGGAAGCACUAUGUGCACAACGCGACAUGAGCGUGGAAAAUACAAUAUCCGUGUUGUUGUCUCUAGUUACAUUACUAGAUGCACCUGAAAAUAGAGCUCGUCUUCUUAAAGACAGAGCGUUAGCAAUAGAAUUAUGUCAGAUUAUACAUCGCACUGGUUUAACACAAGAAAGCAUUGAGGCUUUGUUAUUGGCUGCGGAUGUUCUGCAAUUGGUCAUAGUUGGCGCUAGAGAGCAGUUGCAUGAGCAAAUGCAGCUGAAAAUUAAAGAAUUAGCGCCCAACGAUACGGAAGGUUCAAUCCCUCAAUCCGUACUAGAAGCAGUCCAUACACUCGGCGAAGGUGGACCUACCGGAGACCUACCUCCUGGGAAAUCUCUUGUAUUCGCGUGUCUAGAAGUUUGUCUAUGUCUUCUAGUGCGACGGUUACCAACCCUCAGCCCGUUGAAGCAAACAGGGCGAGUGGGGGUCAUAGGGGUUAGACGGGGGUUGGGGGUUCACGGGGAUACGCUAUUGGUGAAGAGCAUGAUGGCCAUGUCGGAGCUGACUUCGUUGACUAGUCCACAGGGCGCGCUGUCCGUGCUACCGAGCGUGCUGUACAUAGCGACAGAGGUGCUGCGUGUGAGCGGCGGCGACGGCGCGCUCAGCGACGCGGCCGUGCUCGUGCUGCAGCGGGCGGCUGAGUGCCGGCCUGCGCGGUUAACUGAUGAUGCACGGGCACAGCAUGAUAAGUUGCUGCAUACUACGCUGGCCAAGCUUGUGGAACGGGUUAAGACUGAGGACAGCGAGCAACGUAUAGAGAGCGUGUGCGGUGCUCGGGCUAUGUCCGCGUUACUUGCGCGUGCGCCGCCAUUGCCGCUCCUGCACUAUCCCUGCAUCAAUCAUUUGCGGCAUUGCCUGGAUACGCGUGAUAAUGAGAUAUUCGCGGCGUGCUGCGGCGUGGUCCGCGCGGUGUGGGGCGGGGGCACACCCACCGCUGCGGUGUCAUGGUGGGCGCGUGCUGUGGCCGCACGGCUGGCAGCUCGAGCAGCGGCUGCAGCACACGGGCCUGAUGCGGGGCUGGCCCGUGCUGCCACAGCUUCCGUGGCCGCGCUGUCGGAUCUGUUGAAGGUGGCGCCGAGUGAUGCGCAUGAUCCUCAUAAAGGUGUCCAAUUACUAUGGAUCCUUGUGCCCAUAGUAAUUUCGUAUUUGCGCGAAGGUAGCGCACUAACGAACGCGGCGCCGCACGUCCGCGCGCUGCACGAGUUCGCGCUCAACUGGCUCAUGAAGAUUGGCCCGCAGUACCCGCAGGAAUUCAAGACGAUCAUGCAGCAGUCCUCUGAGCUUCGUACUAAAUUGGAAAAUGCGGUAAAAGCAGGUCAAAAUGCUCGCGGUCAAACCGGCGCUCAGACGAGAACUGUGUUUGAAUCAAGACCAAACAAACCCGCUAUACAAUUGAAAACAGAUUUUAGUGACUUUAGAUAAAUAUAUUAAGAAAUAAUGAGGGAAAAAUUGAAACUAAACUUGAGAGUUUUAAAGGCGUGACGAUAUUUUUUUAAUUUUUGUGACUACAAUUCAAUUCUAUCAACUUCAAUUUUACGUGAUAAGGUUUUAGAUUACUCCCCCCAUAAUGACGACGAUUAGGACUUAUGGAAAUUAAGUAAAUACAUUUUUAAGUAUUAUCUAAAAAUUAUCGCAAUUCGUAAAAGUUGUGUACCCUCAUAGGAGGCCCGUGUCCCAGCAGUGGGAACGUAUAUUGGCUGAUGAUGAUGAUGAUGAUGAUGAAGAAGUUGUGUAAUGCAUUCUUUACAAAAAUAUAAAAGUACUCAAACAAAAUUAAUUUGCUAAAUGUGAGUGUUUUAUUAAAAACAAUCAUAUAACGUAACAGUAACGAUUACUCUGUAUUUUGUUAUUGGCAAAGUUAGAUCAAUUUUAAGACGUGGAAAUGACGUAAUUUUUUUCGUUAAUAACAAGUGGACACAAUAUAAAAUUGAGUUAAACUUUACUACUAUAUUUUAUUAUUUAAUAGUUUAAAAUUAAUAUACACAUUCUGGUCGUUUAAGUUACAUUAUAAUUAUGCACUUUAUGAUUUCUCGCCUUGGAAAAAAGUUAAAAUAGUUUUAGUUAUUAAUAAAUAAUUAUUUUAGUGUGUGUAAUCGAAAUGUUUCUCAUUAUUACUAUUGCAUUUUAUCAGUUAUUAUAAGCAAUAAUGUUCAAUUACACAAUUAUGUUAUUUUUAAAUCUUUA
This is a messenger RNA of Colias croceus (clouded yellow), 7240 nucleotides long. Its product is annotated as HEAT repeat-containing protein 5B. The record is from RefSeq and is a predicted model, not a curated record. Gene Ontology annotation, cellular component: membrane; endocytic vesicle; Golgi apparatus. NCBI's taxonomy places the organism in Eukaryota, Metazoa, Arthropoda, Insecta, Lepidoptera, Pieridae. Bases 275 to 6478 code for a protein of 2067 amino acids. Gene Ontology annotation, biological process: endocytosis; intracellular protein localization; retrograde transport, endosome to Golgi. The transcript has 40 exons.